AUGUCGGACUAUCCCGUUCUCGAUAAGGUAAUUGCCUCGCUACAAGGUAGCGCCCCCACCCUCCAGUUCCUCCGGGACCUCCAUGCCGAGGCCCUCGCCGAGGAGCCCUUUGUCAGUACCAACAACGACCUGUCCGUCGCCCUCGACAAGUUCGUCGCGUUGGACCCGGACAAGAGCGCCCUCGUGUACCUUCUCCUACGAACCUCGGGCGCGCGACACGUCGUCGAGGCGGGGACCUCGUUUGGCGUGAGCACCAUCUACCUCGCGCUCGCCGUCGGGCAAAACGCCACGGCCCAGAAUGCCCCCGGCAAGGUGAUUGCCACCGAGAACGAAGCGCACAAGGCGGCCCGGGCUCGGGAGAAUUGGAAGAAGGCUGGUGUCGAGGUUGAGCCCUGGAUUGAGCUGAGGGAGGGCGAUUUGCGUGAGACGUUGAAGACGGGCUUGCCUGAACAGGUUGACUUCGUCCUUCUCGAUAUCUGGACUCCCUUGGCACUCCCUGCGCUUUCUCUUGUCAAGUCCCGACUCCGGCCUGGUGCCUUGGUCGUUGUUGACAACUUUGAUGCUGCGGCCUCGGGGUACAAGGAUCUACGGGCUUAUUUUGAUGACCCAGCCAACAACUUCCGCAGAACGACUGCCCCGUAUGAUGGAGGACUGUGCAUUGUGGUGUAUAUGGGGAAUUAA
This is a messenger RNA of Parascedosporium putredinis, 681 nucleotides long. Lineage: Eukaryota; Fungi; Ascomycota; Sordariomycetes; Microascales; Microascaceae. The record is from the annotation of a GenBank genome assembly.